AACUUCAGUCAAGUGACACUCCAGCAAUAUGGUCGCUUUAAAAUUAUUCUUCUUGACAAUUUUAACCUACGUCUACGUGUCAAACGGUAAUACGAUCACCAAACCGAUAGAACUGACAGGACCUGAACGAGAAGCUGCUGUAGAACGUUUAUAUACUGAACUGCAUAAAAUUGUUCUUGCAGGUGGUCCAGUAUUCAAAGUGUUGAGAGUUAAUAAGGUGACUAAUCAUAAAGUGAGUAGUUAUCCUUCAGACAAUCUUCGUUUAUCUGUGGAUACCUACGAUGUUGAUCUGGUUGUUGGAAGAGUUAUCAAGAAGUGUAUAGUCACAAUCGCAAUCCAACACAUCCUACACGACACGACGUUCCGUAAUUGGAUUACGAUAGUGUGUAAUGGGAAACUGGAAUUUAGAAACUAUGAAAUGAACUAUUGAACUAAUAUAUUUUUCCAUUUUGUGGUAUAUACGUUUUAAACUGCAAAAAAAGGGUUUGGGUUAUUAUUUUCAAAAUUUUACUACAGCAAUUUGUAUUUGCAAGAUUAAUAAUAAAAUUAGAUUCAGAAAAAGUGAAAAAA
This is a messenger RNA of Drosophila nasuta, 570 nucleotides long. RefSeq lists its product as uncharacterized. The transcript is spliced from 2 exons. Lineage: Eukaryota; Metazoa; Arthropoda; Insecta; Diptera; Drosophilidae. The record is from RefSeq and is a predicted model, not a curated record. The coding region runs from base 29 to 430 and encodes 133 amino acids.